GUACAUUUGCAGGCGCCCAUCCUCCAUUUCUUCACCUCCGCAUCGAUUUUGGCACAACCAAGCCGCAUCUCAGCGCAUCCGUAUCUUUCUUCUUAUAUCACAGGACAUUCACUCGACCUUGCAGUUUUACAUCCAGCCAUGGUCCAUGUUAGUGCCCACCUUCUGGUCGUACUGCACCUGCUUCCGACCCUCGCGAUCGGCGUCUGGAGGCACGCCAGUGCGAGUGAGAAGCUGGAGGGAAGUGCGGCAAGGAGAGCUGAGCGAACAGACCGGCAGGCCAGUGCGGCCGAGAGGCUCGAGGGAGGUUCCGCAAGGGCAGCGCGAACAGAACGGCUCGCCAGUGCAUCCCAGAGGCUUGAGGCAGGCUCGGGCAAAGCGGGACGAAGUGCGACGACAGCACGAACGGUGCGCUUCAGCACGCUGGAGGGUGGCCAGGAUAACAAGGCCGCCCUGGGCAAGAUGAACAGGAUGGGCGUGACCCGGUACAAGCGCCAGGCCCACCACAAGAAGACCAAGAGAAAGGAUGGCAAGUUCUUCUGGCCCGACCCCGCCAAUCGCGAGGCCACGGUCUACUCUGGCGCCACGGACCUGUUGGAGAAUAUCUCCUGGGGCUGGCACCACCCGACUGGCGUGUAUAGCACCAUCCCCGUCGGCAGCCCACUCUUCGACGACGAGCAGAACAUCUACCUCGGAUCCGACGACGCCAUCCGGAAGUUCGACAUCACGGGCACCCUCUUGUGGAGCUACGCCCCCCGAGGCCAGCUCGCUGCGGCGCCCACCUUGGUCCUCGCAAGCAGCAGGCGCCUGGCGGCCCGCGCGAACUCCGCCGAGAGCGCCGAGGAGGAGGACCUGGUGCGGCCCGAUUGGGCCAAAGGCGACAAGUCAGAGCAUUCUGCAGUCUUCUCGUUCAAGGUCGGCGACCUCGUGAAAGUGAAGCCUGGCUUUGGUUAUCGGGCGGACGGCAAGGACCUCUACAAGGCUGGCGACUUGGGCACGAUCACCGGCGUCGUUGAGGGUAACAGGGCCGUAAUCGCCUGGACGAGCACCGGGCACAAAAGCGUGGUGAAGCUUCGCUCUAUAGGGGACCGCUUCUUGCGCGUGCAGACGCAGGUGGAGGCCGCCACAUUGCCCUCCAUGCUGGUAGGGAGCACCACCUCUGGCUUCGUGUUCGCGAUUGACCUCGCGAGCGGAGAGGAGCUGUGGGUAACAUACGCCUCCAACGAAAUUGCUGGCGUCAAGGGGGCUGUUGCUUGCAAGGAUGGAAUCGUAGUAGUCGCAACGGACCGCUGCACUGACCGCUAUUGCUAUAGGUACCGCAACCAGACCAAUCCCCUCACGCCGGGCAAUGCCAAGGUGCGGGGCCUGAGCGCAGCAGAUGGCACCGCUGUCUGGGAAUUCAAGACCGUGUCGCCCGUAUGGAACAUGGUCCCUCUGUGGGGCCCCAACGACACAGUGAUGUUCCAGGAUUGGGAGGGCAGGUUGUACUCCCUGGACAUCCUGACUGGCGCCCUCAUAUUUCAGGUUGGUGGCGACAUCGGGACGCAUACCCAAGCAGCCGCCGCAUACGACCCGGGCCACAACGUCGUGAUCGCCCUCGGCGUGCAGCAUUACAAUGUCGAGACCUACAGAAUGGCUGACGCCAUCGGUACGGAUGGCGGCAAAUACUGCAAUCCUUAUCCAGCACCUGGCAUCCUCAUUAAUUGCUGGACGUGGCCGGGCUCAAGCGGCUUCAUCCGUGGGUAUAAUGCUUCCUCGGGCAGGAUGCUCUGGCACAAGAGCACGCCAGAGCCGCCGGCCAGCGCCACUGCUGCUAUGCUCACGUCCGACUAUCACACCCGUGUAGUGGUCACCUUGGCCUUCAACUGCAGAUUCAACUCGCCCUCCCAGAUCUGGUCCGUCGACCCGAACAACGGCCACGUCCGGUGGAGGCGGGACGGCCCCACGCUGUGGACCAGCCAGUGCGCUGGAGACAGGGAGGGCGCCGACAUCCGCCGCGCCAUGGGCGGCCGCGCCACCUGCUCUCCCAACAGCUGGUCCUUGCCUGCGGUCGACUCGGCUGGCGACAUAUACGUUGGCAAUCAAGUCGGCGUGCUGCAGCGGUGGGGCACGCCGGCUGGGCUGUCGACAGGAGCGAGGAACGUCCAGCUGCUCUCGACCAUGACGACCGGCGUGGCCUUUCAGGACGCCUCUAUCGCGUUCUCCCAGGACGUCAUGGCCGUCUCCACGUGCACCUCCUUGCUGGUCUUUCAGACCUACGCAGAAAAGUUCAACUCGUCGGAUUCGUGGUCGGUCUCACACGAUGAUUACUCACCCAGCCCCGAGAUGGUCCAUGGCGAGGAGGUGAGUCAUGACAUCAGUGAGACUCCACACACUGUCCCUACGGGAGCUCCCGGGUCCGGGCUGAACCCUACCUGGGACUCCUGAUGGGCGGCUGGUCGUUGGUGCUGCACCGGUGAGUUGUCACAUGCAGACGAUCGGGCGGACGGCAAGGGGGGGGGCAAUGAGCGUGGGGGAUCGAGGAGUGCAGGGAAGGUGGCAGCUCAAGGGGCCCUGAGCAGUUCCUAAGCUGCAGCCGCCGACCCGGAAGGUGCACGAAAGCUGCUCCACGUUCAUCAGGAGGAAAAGAAACACACAGACACAAUUAAUCCUCGAUUGCACAGAAAAUAUGGGAAAAUAUGG
Molecule: messenger RNA, 2679 nt
Organism: Prorocentrum cordatum
Lineage: Eukaryota; Dinophyceae; Prorocentrales; Prorocentraceae
Source: the annotation of a GenBank genome assembly